AUGUUCAAGAAAUUUGACGAGAAAGAAAACGUGUCCAACUGCAUCCAGUUGAAAACGUCAGUUAUUAAGGGUAUUAAGAACCAGUUGAUAGAACAGUUUCCAGGCAUUGAACCAUGGCUUAAUCAAAUCAUGCCUAAGAAAGAUCCGGUUAAAAUAGUGCGGUGCCACGAACAUAUAGAAAUCCUUACCGUAAACGGAGAGUUACUAUUUUUUCGACAAAGAGAAGGGCCUUUUUAUCCAACGCUAAGGCUGCUACACAAAUACCCAUUUAUCCUGCCACGACAGCAAGUUGAUAAAGGAGCCAUCAAAUUUGUGCUCAGUGGAGCAAAUAUCAUGUGUCCAGGCCUAACCUCUCCUGGAGCCAAGCUUUACCCUGCUGCAGUGGAUACGGUGGUUGCAAUCAUGGCAGAAGGAAAACAGCAUGCCCUGUGUGUUGGAGUUAUGAAGAUGUCUGCGGAAGAUAUUGAGAAAGUGAACAAAGGGAUUGGCAUUGAGAAUAUCCAUUAUUUAAAUGAUGGGCUGUGGCAUAUGAAGACGUAUAAAUGA
Molecule: messenger RNA, 546 nt
Organism: Pipistrellus nathusii (Nathusius's pipistrelle)
Lineage: Eukaryota; Metazoa; Chordata; Mammalia; Chiroptera; Vespertilionidae
Source: the annotation of a GenBank genome assembly